Capsicum annuum is the source of this 1107-nucleotide messenger RNA. RefSeq lists its product as uncharacterized. The record is from RefSeq and is a predicted model, not a curated record. The transcript is spliced from 5 exons. The coding region runs from base 1 to 1107 and encodes 368 amino acids. Lineage: Eukaryota; Viridiplantae; Streptophyta; Magnoliopsida; Solanales; Solanaceae.
AUGGAUGUGAAAUUUUCAGUGAUGAAUUCAAAUCUCUUAUGUAUACUCUUGUGGAAAGAAAACAUAGAACUCUCUUGGGAGUUGCAAGAUCUCUCAGGUUUCAAGCAGUUAUCUUCUGUUGAGAAUACUCCACCUUCUCUUUCUUUUCCCUCUUUACCUCCUAAGCAGGGGCAUGGACUUGGUUCUUCUUCAAUCUCACAUCCUCCUAAUUCUUCGUCCUUACCUCCUGUUAAUCAUUCCUCUACUCUCUUAGAUCCUACAACUACUCCUAUGCUCAGAAAAUCCACUAGAACCAGAAAUCCUCCCAUCCGGAUGCAUAUUGAUGUCCACAAUGCUUUCCACAAUAGAUAUAUCUUAGAAGAGGUGUACCUGCAUAUUCCUGAAGGUUUUUGCAGACAGGGGGAAACUCAAAAGAAGCCAGGUGAUGAAAUAGUGGUCAUUCUUGUUUAUGUGGAUGAUCUAUUGGUUACUGGGAACAAUCUCACGUUGAUAAAUCAAGCCAGAGCAGACCUACAACACAAGUUUAAAAUGAAGGACCUUGGAGACUUGAAGUUUUUCUUAGGGAUAGACAUAGCCAGGUCCAAAGAAGGAAUAGUGUUAAGUCAACGAAAAUAUGCUCUUGAAAUUAUUCCCGAGGCUGGCUUGAGUGGAGCAAAACCUCCUGGUACUCCACUUAAAGUAAACCAGAAGUUAACUUCAGCGGAAUAUGAUGAUCACAUCUCCUAUGGAACAAUAGAUGGUGAUGCAAUUCUUAAGGAUCCAGCAGCUUAUCAAAGAUUAAUAGGGAGGUUACCAUAUCGCGCCGUGAGCAGGCCAAACCUGUCAUUUGCGGUACAGGUGCUAAGUCAAUAUAUGCAUUGUCCAAAGACCAAACAUAUAGAAGCUGCUCUAAGGGUUGUGAGAUACAUAAAAGCUAGUCCUAGUCUGGGAUUGUUUAUGCAUGCAGAAACUACAAACAAGCUAACAACUUUCUGUGAUUCCGAUUGGGGUGCUUGUCUACAAACAAAGAAGUUAGUUGCAGGAUAUGUGGUAAAGUUUGGAGAUGCUCUGAUCUCUUCGAAGUUAAAGAAACAAGAGAUAGUGUCCAGAAGUUCUGCAGGAGUAUAG